Messenger RNA from Uloborus diversus, 2213 nucleotides. RefSeq names its product protein regulator of cytokinesis 1-like. Gene Ontology annotation, cellular component: cytoplasm; mitotic spindle midzone; spindle. NCBI's taxonomy places the organism in Eukaryota, Metazoa, Arthropoda, Arachnida, Araneae, Uloboridae. Gene Ontology annotation, molecular function: microtubule binding. The record is from RefSeq and is a predicted model, not a curated record. The coding region runs from base 151 to 2052 and encodes 633 amino acids. The transcript has 2 exons. Gene Ontology annotation, biological process: microtubule cytoskeleton organization; mitotic spindle midzone assembly.
GAAAUUCGUUUCAUGUGCGGUCUGUUUUUAAAUGUCGGUAGUUGGUUCUCCCUUUUUAUUAUUUACAGUAGUCGAGUGCGGAAAAUGUCGAUGUUUGGAAUUUAGUUUCACUAAUAAUAGCUUCAGUUUUCAUCGUGGAAAGGAUUAAUUAUGGAAGAAACACUGGAAAGUAUCGAAGAAGAAAAGAUUUUAAAAUUGAGGAAGGAAUUGAAGAAACUUUAUUCAGUUUGGAAUGAAAUUGGAAUUGAAAAUGAAAGGAAAGUUAAACGAUGUAAAACUGCAUGGGGACAUCUUAUUGGACUUUUGCAACAGAUGUUAAAAGAGGAAAAUUAUUUUUAUAACAUUUUAUCAGUGCGUGUGAAGGAAUUAAGAGAAGAAAUUUCUGAAUUGUCGAAACAGCUUGAGGUUCCUUGCGAUAAUGAGAAUGAAGGAACAUUACUGGUUAUGGAAGAAAUUUUGAAAAAGAAAUUAAGUAAUUUGAAAGAAAUAAAAGAGGAGAGAAUGAAGAAAUUUCGAGAACUUCGUGACAGCGAACUCAAAUAUUGCAAAAUCUUGGAUUGGUCGGCUUUCGAAAUUUCAUCUAAAACCGGAAUUCCAAGUGAACGGGACAUCUCUGAGAUGGAGCAGUAUGUUUCUGCUUUGCAAACAGAAAGAAAUGUACGUUUUCAAAGAUUAUGUACAGCCAAGAGAGAACUUACAACUAUUUUAGAAGAAACUGAAAUCCAACCAGAAACGUCGUUUGAAAGAGAGAUUUUGAGCAGCAACGAAGAUAACAUUUCUCUUGCUAAUAAAACGCUUCAAACUUUGGAUGAUGUUGUGAAGAAGGUGAGAAGCAGAAAAUCAGAAUUAGAAGGUGAAAGGGAGUCCCUGCUCAAGCAGCUGGGCAAUGUGUGGGAUGGAUUGUAUAUUUCGGAAGGUGAAAGAAACAAGUUCUUGUCUAAGCAUAAGGAUCACAAAGUGUCGACUCUGCAGUCGAUUAAAGAUGAAAUAGAAAGAUAUGAAGAAGUGAAGAGGCAAAAACUGAAAAAGUCUAUUUGUGAUUUAAGAGAAUUGUUGCUAUCGUUGUGGAAAGAUUGUUUUGCUUCAGUUGAAGGGAAAGAAAACUUCUCCCUUUUCAAAUCAGACGAGUUUACGGAAGAAAGUCUACAAGCACAUGAGGCGGAAGUUGAAAAGUGGCAGGUGCUGUACACUAAAAUCGGGAAACUAAGAACGAAAAUUGAAAAACGGAAUGAAUUGUGGGAUCUGCUAAUAGAAUUUGAGAAUAAGGCAAAGGAUCCAAACAGAUAUAAAAAUCGAAAGGGAAAUCUUUUAAAUGAGGAAAAAGAAAGGAAGAAGUUGGGGGAAGACCUUCCUGCUCUUGAAAAUGAGAUUUUUUUAGAUAUAGAGAAUUUUGAAGCUGAAAAUGGAACAACCUUUCUCUAUCAUGGGGAAAAUUAUCGCACUGCAGUUAUGAAGCAGUGGGAGGAUAGAAAUUUGGAAAAAGAGAACAAAAAGAUCAUGAGGCACAAGGAACGCAUGCUACAGGCGGAACAUGAAGUCACUUUUGGAACGCCUAUAGUGAAGAGGACUCUGUGUACUACCCCCAGAUCCGCACGUUGUAUUACCCCCAAAUCCUCAUCUAGUAAAUUUUUAAAGUCUUCAUUAGGUGUUGCAGUUUAUCGAACUCCUCUUGCAAGUACCUCUAGAGGUAGUCCUUGUGCUACUGCUAAGAGGAGUAUCAACACAAAGCCAUCUUCUGCCAAAAAAUGUCUCUUGUACAGCACCCCUCCAAGGGCUCUUUUGAAAGAUACAGCUCAAGCCAUUAUUCAAUCUAGCACAAAUGACGAAACUACUUACUCUGUUUUUGCGAGUGCGUUAGACAAGUCCUCGAGACGUCUCAACAGUUCAGUAUUGUCAUGUAAGAAGGUUGUUGGUACGCGCAUUUCAAGUGAUGACAAAUGUAAACAGAAGAGUAUUAGUAAGUCAUUGCGAAAAUCGACCAAAAUUCAAGGUGAUGUUUCAACAAAGUUGACUCCAUCUAGAGGAAUUCUCGGUUUGCCAUUUCUCAUUUGAGACUGAUCAAGUUGAUUGGUGUUCACCUAUUAUUGUGAACUUUUUCAUUCAUUUUAAAUUCUCUCUUCAGAGUGCAUUGUUGUCAUGAACAUAAAAAGAGUUCAUUUGCUAAUGUGAUAAUUCAUAAGAUUUAGUUUGCUGAUGCAGAGUGCAACAGGAGU